Pocillopora verrucosa is the source of this 11520-nucleotide messenger RNA. RefSeq names its product TPR and ankyrin repeat-containing protein 1. The record is from RefSeq and is a predicted model, not a curated record. Gene Ontology annotation, molecular function: protein binding. NCBI's taxonomy places the organism in Eukaryota, Metazoa, Cnidaria, Anthozoa, Scleractinia, Pocilloporidae.
UGGACCUUUUCCGCAAUAACAGCAGCUGCUAGUUUGCAGUGGGGCGAAGACACUGGGCUUUGUAAUGACGAAAUUGUUUUGAAUGAAUGAAUGAACACAUCGACCUCUACCAAUAAUGUUGUGUUCCUCUCGUCUGCCUCUCAUUUUCGCAGGAAAUAAAGCUUUCUGUUCGAGUGUGUGAAAGUAAAGGAAUUUUGAAAGAUGGAUGCUAUAGAGUUGCGGCAUCAAGCAAUCCUUGCUCAUCAGGCUGGAGCACUUGAGCAAGCAUUAUUGCUAUUUACACACAGCAUACAACUCACACCUCCAAGCAGACCACACUAUGCUGGCAAACUACUGGGAGAAAGAGCAGAUUGUUAUUGGGACUUGGGAUGCAAAGAAGAUGCAUGCAGUGACAUGAAGAGAGCUUUAGAGCUAUUUCCAGGAAUCAGAGAUGGUGCAGAAAAAUGGGUACACAGAGGCUUUGAAGCCAAUAAAGAAGAGAACUGGUCUGUUUCCACUCAGUGUUUUACUUAUUCACUGUUGUUUUGUCCUCGCAACAAUAUUGCCUUGCUCUCCACUCUGUACGCUUCAAGAGCAGAAACAAACUACAGAACUGAGAGAUUUGUGGAAGCACGCAGUGACAUUGCAAAUUGCUGGAAGGUUGACCCUGCUUUGGUUAAGCAAGAAGGCAGGCGCUGCAAGGAUAAAGGCAUCCGGCUAUAUCAAGCACACAAGUACAAUCAAGCCAUUGUUUCUCUUGGACUUGCAAAGGAGUUUUUGCCACGUUCUAUGAAUGAGUUUCAUGCACAACUACAGAGCUAUUUGGCAUCUUGUUAUUUUAGUCUGCAGCAGUAUCCAGAAGCAUUAGAGGCUGGUAAAGAGGCAUACAAGAUCAGGCCAGGGAGGGCUCAGGGUGAGGCAAAAAGGUGGAAGGAAAGAGGCAAACAACUUUUUAAAGAAAACAAGUUGGAUCUGCUAGUUGACUGUUAUUCUCUGGCAAUCAACUAUGCUCCUACCAGUGAGCGAGAACUGCUGGCGCAGCUACUGUGUAAUCGCUCUCUGGUCUUUAUAAGAAAUAACAUGUAUAAGGAGGCAGUCUUGGAUGCUGAGCGCUGUGUCAAGAUUAGGAACAACUGGUCAAAAGCACAUUAUAGGCUGGGAUCAAGCUUAGCUGGUUUGAAGCGUUAUACAGAGGCAAUGCAUUCUUUUGCUACAGCUCUUGAUCUUGCUGAAACCGAGGAGGAGAAGUAUGACACUCUGCUACAGAUCACCACGGUAGCCCCUGAGGCAAGAGAUGGAACAAUGGGUGUAGAUGAAGGAUUUUGCUCUCAAGUCAUUAUCCAGAGAGCUGUAGAUGAUGCAAUAUCAAAGCAGGACUGGGAGAGGCUUGGUGUGUUGUUUGUUGGUGGUGGAGGCCCUUAUGAUGCUCCUGUUGGGGAAGGAGGGCUAGCUAGUGGAUGUGACUCCUCUCAAGUGCCUUUAGAUCUGGUCAUAGCAUCAAGUGUGGCCUACAAAUCAAACCUUUUGACAGUACUGUUGGAGUUUGGGGCUUGUGUGGAUGGACUGCCACUGUGUCAAAAGCCUCCCUUAUUAACAGCAUUGGAGAUGGAGGAAUUUGACAUUGCAGCUAAGCUGAUAAGUGAGGGUGCUCAACUGGCCUGUGUUUCAAAUCAGCCUCAGCUCCAUUCAAAGGCUCAAGCAAAUUUCUGGAAAGGAGAAGCUAACAAGAUGAUCCAACGCAUGGAAACAGAGAAAGCCUCCCAAUGCUACAACUUAGCAUUAGAAUAUGCUCCAGAACAAGCCAUAGAACUCAAGAGGGAAUGUUUUGAUGUGCUAGCUGACAUCUGUUUUGAGGGCUACAAGUUUACAGAGUGCAUUGAAUAUGGAGAAAAAGGAUAUGCUCAACCAAUGAAAAAUGAGGAGUCUGUUCAGAAAUGGAGAGAACGGGGAAAUAAACUGUUCAAAGAGAGAAAGUAUGAGCUGGUGGUCCAAUAUUACUCCUUGGCAAUGAAGUAUAUACCAGAGACCAUGGAGAAUGUGCAAAAGAUGAGAGCAGUCUUGUUAAGUAAUAGAUGUGCUGCUUACAUUAACCUGGAGAGUUAUGAUAAGGCAAAGGAAGAUGCUGAGAGAUGUGUUCAGGUUGAACCUCAGUGGUCUAAGGGAUACUACCGUCUUGGGUCCUGCUUAAACUACCUUGGUCAGAACUUAGAAGCCCUCAGAAGUUUUUGUGAUGGACUUAAAAGGGCAGAGACAGAUGAUGACAAGUUUUCCCUUGCGUCUCACAUAAUUUCUACGGCUAUGGAUGUAAAAGAUGGAACACUUGCGAUGACCUGUCGCAUUCCCAGAGCCACAGCACAGAGACUGAUCAAAGACGUCUGCGCCAAGAAGGAAUGGAACAAGCUGCAAUUGCUAUUCCUUGGAGGUGAUAGUCAAAGGUCAUUUGACAAAGGUCGUGGAGGUGUUGCAACUGGAUGUAAUGCUGGAAUUGUUCCUAUUAGUCAAGUGCUUGAGUCAUCUGUACACGACCGUGAUAAGCUUAUUGCUGUGUUGCUGGAUCAUGGAGCUCUUGCCAAUGGUCUGCAUGGUUCUAAAAACCCACCUUUGUCUGUUGCUUUGGAGAUGGAACAUUACGGUAUUGCCUAUACCCUUUUGAAGCAUGGAGCUGAUCCAUCCGGGAUUUGUUGUUCAAGAGUUACAGGGUCUCAUCACCGUGAGAGUCGAGGUCAUUUCUGGAAAGAUGAAGGUGUCAGGGCUUUGAGUGCAAAGGAUUACAGUCAAGCUAUCAAAUUGUUGAAUUUAGCUCUUCAGUUUCCAAACAAUUCAGCAGAUUUGAGUUAUAUUGUGAACAACUCUCUGGCAACAGCAUAUUUUGAAACAAAGCAAUAUGUGAAGGCAGUGGAGAAAGGCCGGGAAUGCUUUAAGUUUAGACCAACUAAAUCACAGACGGAAGCAAGUAAGUGGAAAGAGAGAGGCAAGAGGCUUUUUUCUGAGAAGGAAUUCUCUACUCUAGUUGAGUACUACACUUUGUCCAUGCAAUAUGUUCCAAGCAACGACAAGGAAUUUCUGGCUACGCUACUGUGUAAUCGUGCUCUAGCUCAUUACAACAUCGGCAACUACCAACAAGGUCUUACAGACGCCAAGAGCUGUACAAGAUUCAGGCCAGAGUGGUACAAGGGUUUUGUGCGGCAAGGAUUCUGUCAUGCAUGCCUGGAUCAGAAUAGAGAUGCUGUAAGAGCCUUCGGUGAAGGAUUGAGAAGGGCAGAAAAUGAUGGAGACAAGUUUGCUAUACUUUCUCAAAUCGUGGAUCUGGGCCUCAAUCUGUCAGAUGGAACUUCAAGUAUAACGUGCAGUGUAUCAAACCCAACUCUGGAAAAGCUGAUCAAGCAGCUGUCAGAGAAAAAGGCGUGGGACAAGUUACAUGUCCUAUACCUUGGGGGUGGAGGACCUCAGCGCUAUUCACCAGGUGAGGGUGGCCUAGCGACUGGUAUUGAUGCAUCCGGGAUACCUAUUGAGCUUGUGUUUGGGGCAGCUGAAAAGUACCGGGUUCCUCUCAUUGCGGCUCUUUUGGAAAAUGGUGCCUCCUCUAACGGACUUGGCAAGGCAAGCAAAUGCCCUCUGGAACUAGCCAUGGAGAAUGAAGAAUACAACAUGGUGGUUACAUUGCUACAGUAUCACGCCGACUCUGCGUGUAUUAUGAGUAAAGCUGGUGAUUCACUUCUGCACGAAGCUUUGAGGCAAGCAUUUGCAACCGGGAACACUGGACUAAUUCAAGCCCUUCUUAACUCUGAGCUGUUUGACCCUGACACGGUAGAUAGCAGCGGGAACACGCUCUUCCACCUAGUGGCCUUUGGAAAUUGCUCCAGGAGGAAAUGCGGAAUUAUCAGUGUUCUAACAGAUGCGGGAGCCAAUCCAAUCGUAAAAAACACGGACGGCAAGGUCCCGUUGGAUUAUCUAACUAAGAAAGACCCGCGGGCAAAGUUGAUCAGGCAGGCCAUUAACUCUUACAAGAGUUGCAAGAAGUCGGAUGGUGGUAAGAGGAAGAGGAAAGUUGGGAAACAAUCAGAAAAGACAGUGCCUGGACACGAAACAGCAGCAGGAGAGGAAGGAGUUCAGGAAGAGGCAGAGAAUGAGUGGUGUAAUGCUGCAGAUCAGGAUAUACCAGAAGGCAAGCAUCAAGUUGUAAAGGUGAAAGCUGGAGAUAAAAAGCCCAUGCCGGUAGCCGUACUGGUGAAGAAAGAUCCUCUGUAUGACCUUCGUGCGAGCAUCAAGAGCAUGAUUGAAUGCAUCAGUGUUGAGACUUUGAUGGAAACCGAGAGUGAGAAUGCAAGCGGGGCUGUGGACAACUCGGAAAUUGAAACUACAAAAGAUGACCCUAGGAUUGAACGGCUCGACAAGGAAGAACAUCAUGUCCCUGACAUCGAAAGAAUUAUAGAUGACGAGGACGAUGAAGAGGCAACUGAAGAAGAACUCGAGGUAGACCUAGAGUCCCCUUUUGAAGAUUUGCCAUGGGAAGUGGACUGCACAGACCAAUUCUGGAAAGCUCUACAGAACACUAACGUCAGUGAUUCCUUAAAGCGACGUAUUAUCGGCAAGAUUCGGAUGCUGGCUGAGGGUCGAUGGACAAAUACACUUUGCAGGAGGUUGGAUGGAAUGCCUAAAAAACGCAAUAUCAUGCUGUUUGAGGCCAAAUUAACACGAGCUUCUCGGAUUAUUUGGGAACUGACAGUCGCGUUUUCAGCCAAAUGCAGUAAUGAUCCUGAGUUAAGAAUACAAACGGAAACAUCUGUUGGGAGAAUUUAUUCCGAAAUUAUUCGUGUAUGGGACGUUGCAGCGGACCGAGAUGGCCUUAUGGCGAAAGUUGAGAGCAUCGUUAAGUCUCAUGAUAGAGGAUUGAGUUGUAACGUGAAAAAAGAGUUGUCUGGAUUUAGGAAAGGAAAUGAUAAAGUGACAAAUGCCAGUGGCGAACGACUGCCAAAUUUCUUUGUUGAACUGUCUGAAAAAGUAGAGGAUUUCUCGCAAGCGAAGACAACGAAACUUGAAAAGUCCUCCGAUAAAUGUAGAGGUUCGCAGUUCUUCUUCCCACCAGCAAGUCCAAAUGAUAUGGAGUUCCACAUUCUUAAAUUCUACUCCUUUUCCUCACCCUUGAUUAACUCAGUUCUUCACAGUAACCCUACAGCCAAAGUGGAUUUUCCCUUUAGAGUUACUGAGCUUGAGCACGCUAUUAUCAACUUGCGUCAAAGUCAACCAUGCCCUAUCAUUCUUCUCGGUCGAAGUGGCACCGGUAAGACAACCUGCUGUUUAUACAGGUUGUGGAAUGAGUUUCAGUUUUAUUGGGAGAAGGCGGCCACUGCAGGACCUCAUAUCCCUAAAGUCACGCACUAUUUGCCCAAAGCUGAUUCCUAUGGAAGUAUCACAGCUUGUGAGCUGCCAGAGGAAUUACCCCUCCAGUUGUCAAGUUCCAAUGUUACAGAAGACAUUGUAGAGCACUCACCAACAGACGAGUUUAUCAGAGCCAAGGAUGCUCGGCGCAAAGACUACGAAGAAGGCGACGACACAGUAGAACCUUCCGAGUUUGAGGAAACGACAGCUGCCCAGUAUGAACAUCUGCAUCAGGUCUUUAUUACAAAAAACUCGGUGCUUUGCAGUGAGGUUCAGAAAAAUUUUUCCGAGCUCAGCCACGCUUGUCCUGCCGCAAGGGAACACGUGGAAAAGGAAACCACAGCUCUGCCGUCCAGAAUUCAAGAUAUCGAUGAUGCUGCGUGGCCUCUUUUUAUUAAUUCUCGUGACUGGUUGCUUUUAUUAGAUGCCUCCCUUCCUGGCUGCGAGUUUUUUCCUCGUGACGAGGAUGGCAGUCUGUUGAGAAAGAUUUACGGAUGGGGAGAAGAAGAAUGUCACUUGGUGGCUAUUGAAGACGAUUCUGACAGCGAAGUCGAGGAGCAAGACGAUGUGCAUGUCAAUGACACAAAUGAUGUUGUGUGUAACCGGUCGGAUCCCAAAAGCUUUGACCCCAGACGUGAGGUCACUUACGUUGUGUUCGUAUCAGAGCUGUGGCCAAGAAUGGUGAAGAAAGUUAAGGCUCAGUACCAUCCAACUCUAGUCUGGACUGAAAUCCGAUCUUUCAUCAAGGGAUCCGUUGAGGCCUUGCAUGCUGAACACGGUUUCUUGACUUUAGAAGAAUAUUCAGAUCUUGGAAGGAAGCGAGCUCCAAACUUCUCUGCCGAUCGUGAAGUUGUUUACUCUCUUUUCGUUAUGUACCAGAACACUAAACGAUCAUUGCGAAUGUUUGACGAAGCUGACGUCGUUCACAACAUUUACACUCGUCUGCAGAAAGUCCAAGUCCCUGAUUGGUCUGUUCAUCGGUUCUACGUUGACGAAACUCAAGAUUUCACUCAAGCUGAACUGUGUUUGCUGAUCCGUUGUAGCCGCGAUCCAAACGGUCUUUUUUUCACCGGUGACACGGCUCAAAGUAUUAUGAGAGGAAUUGCGUUUCGAUUCAACGAUUUGAAAUCAUUAUUCUUUUACUCGCAGCAGUCUUACCAAUCCCUUGGCUUUCAGUCGGGAGUUAGGGUCCCAAAUAAACUAUAUCAGUUAACACACAACUAUCGCUCGCAUGCAGGGAUUUUGCGGCUCGCCUCUAGUGUUGUGGACCUGUUACUUCAUUACUUUCCAGAGUCUUUUGAUCGCCUUGAGAAAGAUCAAGGAUUAUUUGAAGGACCUAAACCUGUGCUGUUAGAGUCAUGUAGUUUCGGCGAUCUGGCGAUGAUUCUUCGAGGAAAUCGUCGGCAAUCUUCGAGAAUUGAGUUCGGUGCACAUCAAGUCAUACUUGUGGCCUCAGAAGAAGCUCGGGAUCAGAUGCCCGAUGAGUUGAAACAAGCUCUAAUCCUAACAAUUUACGAGUCGAAGGGCUUGGAGUUUGAUGAUGUCCUAAUUUACAACUUCUUCAAAGACUCUCAGGCUAAAAAAGAGUGGCGAGUUGUGACCUCUUACAUGAAAGAGCUCUCAGAAGGAAGGAUCGUAGACACCUCAGGACUGAUAGAACUCGCUGAAGAGGACUUAGAAAUAACAUCGCGUCCCCUUGACUUUGACUCAGACAGACACAAGGUGCUCAACUCUGAGUUCAAGUUUUUGUACACGGCCAUUACUCGCGCAAGGGUCAACGUGUGGUUCUUUGAUGAAGACGAAGAAACCCGGGCACCAGUGUUUGAGUACUUCCAAAAGCGUAGCCUUGUUCGCGUGAUACGCAUGUCAGGUGAAGCUAACGAAACAGAUCAGCUGACCAGUAUGUUCGUGGAGAAGUCAGCAGAAGCUGAGUGGUGCCAGCAAGGGCAUUAUUUUUAUAACAAAGAGCUAUGGGAGGUGGCUGUAAAAUGCUUCACAAUGGCCAGCGAUCAAGUUAUGAUAAAGAAGAGUCAAGCCCAGUUGCAGGCCGCUGAAGCAAGUAAAAUAAAAGGUAACCCUAAGGCGAUGAGAGCACAGUUCCUGAAGGCUGCGGAUCAGUUUUUACAGUGUGCCAUGUUGGAUGAGGGCGCCAAGUGUUUGCAUAAUGCUCGCGAGAGACUGUUGCUCGCCAGACUAAAUAAGAAAUUAGGAAAGUUUGAAGACGCAGCGAAACAGCUCAGGAAGGAACGCUAUUACUUGGAAGCCAGUCAGUGUUAUGAGAUGAUUAAUGAUUACCACCAAGCGGUGGAGGUACUGUGUCAAGGCAAUCUCUACAAGGAGGCUAUCGAUACCUUACAGCGGUACAAGAGUCUGGUGGGAGCUGAUACUAGUAAAGGAGGAAUCCGUCCACCCAGAGAGUCACGGACGGUGGAGCGACUGUGUCAUCAACUGGCGGAAGAACAUUUCAGUUCUGGCCGUCUUGAUGAAAUGGUCUCCGUCCUUGAGGGUUUACCUUCCACAAACGAUCGAAUCCUUUUUCUGGAGAACCACGGGUGUGUUCAAGAAGCUAUGGAGGCACUGGUCGAUGAAGGCAGAUACACAGAUGCUGGCAACCUCUUGAGCAAAAAUGGCAGAUUUAUUGAAGCGGUAAAGUUUGUACACACGAAGAGCUUUGCAGCCGAGUGCUUUCUGUCCGCAGCACGAUGUGCCCAGAAUCAUGCUUGUUUUAAUGAACGUCGUGAUUUGGUUGAGGGAUCUGCUGAAAGAGCUUUGGAACUAUUUGAAGAUUGCAACGAUGAGAACGGUCAGGCGCAAUGUCUGCUGAUUCUUGCGAGAUUGAAUGAAGAUGUGGAAGAUGCCAGAAGUGCCCGGGAGCUAUUUAAGAAAGUAAACAAUAUUUGUGGCGAGGUAGAGGCAUGUCUCGAGCUUUUCACCAUUUCAAAUGAAGAUGUUGCUCUUGUUGAUUUUCCUGGUGUCUUUGUUACUAGCUUGAACAAACUGUUCGGUCUUAUUAUGGCGCUCAAUAAGCCUCAAAAAAGUGUCGUGGAGCUUCAGAAGGUGGAAAUGUGCGAGGCGUAUUUUGGUGUUUUCAAGGGAGAUAAAUCAGACGUGAGAUGCGCUUUUGUCAACAGUGGUGCGCUGUUCGUCACGUCUGUCCCUUACAGCCAAGAUGAAGUUAAGGUUGACAAAGUGGUACUUGAUGAGGGAACCGCACGAUGGCGAAUUGCAAGACACUUGUGUGACCUGGCUUUUGAACUAGUCCAGAACAUUGGUCAAAGAGUAGAAUCCAGUGUACGUUUUCAUGGUAUCUGUCGAAAGUUCCUUGUUGGCUUGAGUUGCAAUCCUGGACAUUGUCAGUUUCAUCACGCUGAGUUCUCACAGUCACAUUUUGAAAAGCUGUUUACUGCCUUGUGCACUCAAAUUCAUGUGAACGCCUUUGUUCAGUUAUUCGCAGAUGCCAUUGGCCGCUUCGUCCCUGAGAGAAAGCUUUCGCAAAAGCUGCUCACUCGUGAAAUACAAGACUUUCAAGCGUGUCGGCAAUUGUACGACCUUCUCUUUCCAAAGAUGGGCUUGCAUAUUUCUUUCCUUGGUAGAGAACACGUUCGCUUUCUUCGCAGGCAUAGCGCUAUCAGAGAGCGCUUGUCCAGUUACGCGGAGUUCUCAUGGAAGAUUACAAAGGAAAGCCAAAGAUGGGUGAACCCUAACAAGUUCUUUAAGAUCUCACGGAUCCUUAACCUGGUUGGACAACCCGGCAAGAUCGGGGCUCUGCUCUCCGUAGAGGAAAAAGGCUUUGCAAUGAGGAACAUGCCCUGCGAUGGAAUGCUCCAAGACAAAUACCAUGGAGGUUUCCGUAGUUUCUUCCGUUUGUUUCAGGAGGGUAACUCUGUCCUCCAUAUGUACGGUGAUGUCUUGAAUGCUGCACACUCCUUUAUCAGGAGAUUCUUCAGCGUGAUCGCAUGGAGGUCUUCCAUUCCUUUUCCUUCCGCUGCCAACACAAGUGCCGUCUUUGAGCACCAAUUAGUCUCGUGUCUGGCGUUGUUUGCAUGUUUGUUUAAAGACUACGAGAAUCCAGUCUGUCUACCCGAGAGCUAUCUCCAUCUGAUUGACUUCUGGGACGCAGUACACGGUUCAGACAAGUUCCCCUCCUUGUUUAGUAUCGUUGAAGCCACAGCCGCGAGAAUUCCUUCUUUCAAAGGAAUCCGAGGAGUCCAGCGUUUACUGGAGUACACAGUCCAGCUAAUGUCAGGACAAGUCCACGGUCGGUUCAACUUAAUAACCAGUGCUUUCAGUGUCAGUUCAAUUGAGCGCGCACGGCUGUCAGGUGAAUCAGAGAGAAUUCUGAUUUUGGCUAUGACCAUGUUGUGUAACUACGGUAGUGGUAUCCCAGCAGCUCCAUGUGGCCGUCUCAUCCAAUCCUUGCGCAGUGUCACCGUUCACCCACUCUUUCCCGUUCGAGUACAGAGGGCACUGAAAGCCGUACAAAACGCCAAGGGUGUUCGAGACGUUGUUACCGCAAUGCAAACUUUACUAUCGCAAAGGAACGAAGCUUUAUUUUCAGUUCGUUGGUGCAACGGAGGGUUUCUCACUGCCGAGGUGAAUGUUGCUUACUUCAAGCAGUCGUUUAGCACUGAUCCGGCUCCUUGGCAUUCGCAGACCACGGACUCAAGUGAGCCACUCGUAGAUGUGUACUCUCCAUCGGAGUUUCAGAUGCCAACAGGAUACCUGGAAGAACAGAGGAAGGAGCGCGCUUUAGAAACCAAGCGUGAAAAUGCAGCUGUUAAAAUUCAGAGAUGGUUUCGUCGAAUCAAACGCGAAACCCCGGAAACUACACCGUACGAUAAAGUUGAAGAGCAGUCAGCGGACUCUGAUACACUCCACUUUGAGCGUUUUAAGGUAGACGCUUCAGCUUGUAGUAUAUGCUGUGUGCGCUUCAGCGACAAGUCCGAGGGUGGAAAUUACGAGUCGCACAUUGUUAAAGAGAGUCAGCACUGGCGUCAGCUUCAUUUGUUCAAACAAUACAAACAGCUGUUUGUCGGGAAGAUCUGGCCUCUGUUUAAAGCUGAGAAGGAGCUUCGUGACGAGUUGAAUGCUCUAGCUGAACGGAAUAGGGUUGGUUCGCACGAUUUUGGUCUUGAUGUCCAGCGGCUUGACCACGUUGGUGCACGCGUAGGUGAAUGUGUGCGAGAUAUCGAGUCCCGUUGUGAGUGGGGUGAUACGGGCCGCUUGAUGCAUGAAGUCGAGGCUUUGGGAGCGACCAUUAAGGAAGUACAGGAAAUUGUAAGGCAAGACCUACAGAAAUUGCGAGGUGUGGGAACAACGGUUGAAAGAUCAGACUACCCUGAAGGAAAUGAAGACUUUGCUGAUGAAGAAGACAUCUUGGAUUUGCGUGGGCCUAAAGAGGGCGGAGCCAAAGGGGGAGGAGGAGGAAAGCGAGAUGGCAAGAAGAGGAACCGGGGAAAACGUGGGCGUGAUAAAACACGUUUUAGACAGUCAUGAACGUUCAGUUCUGUGAAGGAAGAUUUCUAAUGAGAGUUAGGGCCAUUUUCAAAUGCAGCUUUUGUAGAGGCUCAUUUUUUGCUUUAGCAAAUGGUCUUUGGAUAAAAAAAAGUAUCUAAGUGGACUGUAUAAGUUCAGUUAAAAGAACUGUUAUCUUUUUCCUUUUUUUUUCCUCCUACGUCUAUUACUUCGUCACGAUUACUUAUUUCGAUAUUCUAAGAGCAGUUGCUCAAGACAUGAUGAAGAAAUAUCGACAGAAAUGCUGCAACAUCUUAGAACUUUGAGUAUCCCUUAGGACUUUGUUGAUUGUUUUGUUUCAGUGUAGGAUGGAUAAAAUAACGUUACUUUAACAUUGCCUUUAUCUAUUGAGUCACAAUUUAAACACGACUCUUAUUUAAAUUAGUGUUAGUCAUUUUAGGAGUAAUUUUCCGGCAGAUUUGAGUAAGUGCCCAUGUUUCCUGCGUGACUUCAAAUUAAUUAAGGUGUUAAGCGAGCAUGGGAAAUAAAUUAAAUUUUUAUUGAUUACUCUUAUUUAAAUUAGUGUCAGUCAGUUGAGGAGUAAUUUUCCGGCAGAUUUGAGUACGUGCCUAUGUUUCCUGCAUGACUUCAAAUUAAUUAAGGUGUUAAGCGAGCAUGGGAAGUAAAGUAAAGUUUUAUUGAUUACCA